AUGAACUACGUGGUCACGUGGUAUGCGUUGCUAUCUCUGUUCGUUAUGGUUUCUUCAUCCACACCAGAAUUCGGAUUCCACAGUAUUUCCACACCAACUGCAGCAGCUUCCAACCCAGUUACUUCACAACACUCCAACUAUUCUACAUCGAAUACUACAGAUCCGACCUCUUCAAGCGUAUCCGGUUCAGCGUCGGGGUCCACAAAUCCGAGACAGAUUACGAUCAACUCGGCAACAACAGCAGUUAGUACAUUCAAGUCAACCUACACGAACUGGGUUGGUCCAGUGAAAAGACCAUCGGACACAGCGUGCUAUCGCGAGGCACAUAUUGGUAAAACGUGUCCACUGGGGUUUAACAGCAAAUGGGACACAUGUUGGGCGCAAUGUCCGAUGGAAUUCCCGGUCAAGUGUGGCAUGGAAUGCAUCCGACAGAACGACGACUGUAAGCUCGAGAUCGUGACCAAGACUGCGUAUGCGUUUCAAUCCGUGAUGGCUAUGUCGCUCUUUAAUGUAUAUGGAGAGUUCAAGUUGAUGGCGAAAGCUGUUCGAACUGCUUUCAGGUGCGCUAAAGAGAUGGCAAAUUUGGUCAAGCAUCUGAGCAAAUUCGUCCGCAAUAUCAUGGUAACUGACCCACAAACCACUCAAGAGAAAGCGCUGGAUGUCUUGUACCAGACGGACAACGUGGUCUUUGAUAUUCCAGUCACGGUCGCAGAAUGUAUGGGAAUCGUCGUUAAAGCUGACCCCAUCAGAUUUUACGACAAGAUCACAAACACUGGCGAGCUGAUCCUGAGGCAAGUUAUGGCCGAUAAAGAGUCAAUCCUCGAGAGUUGGGACUCGUUCAAAAACUUCAUGAAGAAAAUUGCGCUUGGAGAGUCAAUCUCAGAUUUGAAAAGCUCCGAAAUCACGUCGCUAGAGCGAGCGAUGAAGUCCAAUUCAACCUGUGGCCACGACAUGAAGCGCAUCGCCGACCGCGCCUGGAUGACUGUCUUAUCUCUUCGAAACCAAAACCCCCAAAUGUCAGAGAAUGAACUUCGCGUCUACAUGAGCAAAUCGAAUCUUGUGUUGAACGAUAUCCCGGUGGCUACGAACAAUUGCAUGGAGGAAUUGAUUGCAGAAUCGGGUGAAGCCAAAGCUUAUCAAAUUCGAAACACGUUACGAACAACGUUAGGAGUUAUCGUUGAGGAUCUUAUCAAGUCCGGGACAAGCAAUAACGGCACGUAUCUGACCGCUGAGCACUACGCGUACAAGAUUGCUGACAAGGCUGCUUCUUUCUAUGGUGUUUGGGAUAUCAAGGGCAUCGGCAAUAUGAUUGGAGAAUUCCUCCAGACAAUUUGCGGACCGACGAAGUUUAUCGGUGAAAUUGACGAUGGCCCUGCCAAUAGUUCGCUAGGAUUGAAAACGGAUGGCAAGGCGUUCAACAGAAGUUCAGGAAUCUGGACCAAGGAAGGCGAUGGGACUGUCACUUUGAUGUUCCAGAGUAGCGAUACGAAAGACGUGACUGUGAAUAUCCACUCCGGUGGCGGCAAAAUCGACGAGGUGGAUGUAUCAAGAGGUAGUUCUGCGACUUGGACCUCUAAUGUGACAACUUUGGGAGGAAAAACGUUGUAUUUGGAUCGCUGGCGACCAGGCCUGUUGGGUCUUCCUGGCACAGGAGGUGGAUCCUUGGUGCUUUGGAUUCCCCAGUCUACUGAAAGCGGUGGCCACUUGGAUCUGAAAGUAAUGUUAAAUGUUAGUUAG
Molecule: messenger RNA, 1737 nt
Organism: Phytophthora nicotianae INRA-310
Lineage: Eukaryota; Oomycota; Peronosporomycetes; Peronosporales; Peronosporaceae
Exons: 1
Coding region: 1-1737 (578 amino acids)
Source: RefSeq, a predicted model, not a curated record